GUCCAUAAUUGCACCCGCCUCUUCUGCACCUAUACAAGCCCCCCAGCCGUUGGCCCAUCUCUACGCCGGAGCCCCCAUGUCCACCAGCAGCCGCUUUGCGUCGCCGGACAGAGUCGAGCUCGUCGCGCUCACACCACGCCAGCUGCCGCCCACGUCCGACGGCUCGCCUUUCCACGACCGGCAUUCAGUGGCUACGCCUGUGGCCAGUAUGGCGGAGGAAAGCGACGGGCUGUCGGGCUACGGCUAUGGAAGGAGCCGCCAAAAGACAGCGCCAGGCUACCAGUUCGCCAACCCUUCUCCCGCUGGCCUAGACGAAAAACGCGGCCAGCCAGUCUCUUUUGGCCCAAUGCUGGACGAAAUCACGCCUCCGUCACAAUGGAGAAGGUCAUUAUACCCAGCUGAUGCGCCGCCCAUCCCGGCUUCAACGUUUGAGCGGCACCUCGGCCUCGUCCCUCUUCCAACAUCCCCGGCCACGUCCCAUCGCAUCAUGCCAGUUUCUGAGCCUAUUAAACCCAGGUUCCGUCGGCUCUUUGUCUUCACCACCACCAGAGACUAUAUCUUGCUUCUCUGCCCAGCGGUUGUGCUUUCCAUUCUCUCGGCACUCAUCCAGCCCUACAUGUCCAUCGUGAUCGGUAACGCCUUCGCCAUCUUUGCAGCCUAUCCCCUGAAUACCUCGCUCGCUACCGAUGCCGACCGUGCUGCCCUCCGCAGUGGUGUCGCCAGCACGUCUAUACAACUGACAGUCGCCGGCGUGCUUGCCUUGCUCUUCAACUACUUGAAAGGGGUCAUGUGGACGAGAUACGGCGAGACAGUGGCAGAUAGAUUAAGAGCCAAGGUCUAUCAUGGUGUGCAGGGUAAGCCUAUGGAGUGGUAUGAUAUGGGCAUGGGUAUGAGAGAAGAAGAGCAAGGAGAGGGAAAGGAGAAUGACACCGUAGGCGCUGGUGGCUUAAUGUCAAAGUUCAACAGGGAGACCGAUGAUGUUAGGAUGGCCACUUCCCACGCCUUUGGAUUAGUGGUUCAAAACACAUUCACUUUCGUCCUGUGCUUCAUCCUUGCUAUCAUUGAAUCGCCAUCUUUGGCUUUCGUUACCCUCUCCACCAUUCCCCUUGUCGUCCUUACCCAAGUCGUUACCCAGAUCCUUUGCGCGCCUCUGUUGGCUACCGAACGACGCGUGCUUGCCGAGGCCUCCACCAACGUCGAGCGUGCCACCGCUGCAAUUUCUACAGUCAAAGUACACAACGCUCAAGCAGCCGAAGAAAACAGGUUCAUGCACUCGGUGAGCAAGAGCAAAGGUAAUUUGAUCAAACAAGGAUUGGUGUGGGGCGUAUCCGCAGGCUUGACAGACUUUUUCUUGCUCGGAACGUUUGUGCUCGGAUUCUGGUAUGGCGCCAAAAUCAUUCGGGAAGGCAAGGCCACAUCAGGAGCCGUCAUGACAUGCUUCUGGGCUUGUCUCUUUGCCGCCACGUACCUUCAGCAGGUUGUCCCCCAGCUCACCAUAAUGACCAAGGGCAAAAACUCGAUCGCUUCGCUAUUGACAGUCAUUCAAGCUAACCCUUCCAGACCCAUAUCUGGCAACCCAUUCUCCCCUACAAACUCUCCAAUUGAUAGUAGCUUCUCUCCUGCGGUUAAUACAUUGAACCCCAAGCGUGUUUCCCGCCCUCUUGCUCUCCAAGGGGUUCGACCUUCUCGAUGCCAUGGAGAGUUCAAUUUCAACCACAUCUCAUUUGCCUAUCCAUCUCGCCCGGAAAAUCCUGUACUUUGUGAUAUCUCCCUUUUCAUUCCGCCUGGGGAAACAACCUUUAUCGUGGGCGGUUCAGGCUCUGGCAAGUCCACCAUUGCUCAGCUACUCCUCCGACUAUACGACCCCACGUCAGGAGAGAUUACUAUGGAUAACCAAUCUUUCCCCUUCUUGAACGGUCAUUUCACAAGAGAAAAUAUCGCUGCUGUACAGCAAGGCUGUAUUCUUUUCGAUAUGUCGGUGCAUGACAAUGUCGCUAUGGGGCUUGCUGGCGCUGGUGCCGAUCCCAAGACAGGCGUGAAAAGGGCACCAGAGGACGUGACCCGUGAACAAGUUGUAGAGGCUUGUAAAAUGGCGAUGAUUCAUGAUUUCGUGGUGAGCUUGCCCGACGGUUAUGAUACCAUCUUGGGAACCGGUGGGUCGAGUUUGAGUGGAGGACAGAGACAGCGAUUGGCGAUUGCGCGGGCGAGAAUCAGAAACCCGACCGUCCUCAUCCUUGAUGAAGCGACAUCGGCUUUGGAUGCCACUUCUAGGGUGCUUGUCUUCCAAAAUCUCAAGGCGUGGCGCAAUAACCGGACCACCAUCGUCAUCACCCACGACCUUUCACAGAUCGUUUCCGACGACUUUGUCUACGUCAUGAAAAACGGCGUCGUCGCCGAGCAAGGAUUUCGUCUUGAUCUCAUGAAGAAACCAAACGGCACGUUUGCCCAUAUGGCGGCGGAACAAGCCGUCAAUCCUUUGCCGGCCAAGGAGGUCGCGUCUGACGCAGAGUGGCAUGAUGCGCUCAACACACUCCUCGACAUGGAGGAAGAUUAUGAAGAGGUGCUCGACAGCAGGGUCAGAUCUCACACUCCUUCAUUUCUUGGGAUGCAGAGAAAUAGUGCAGUCUAUCUCGAUAUCCUUGACGAGUACUCCAGGAGUCAGCGCCUUUCUCAAGUCGACCGCCGACAGUCUCGUACUAGCUUGACACCCGCUCAGAAGCGUCUAUCAUGGACUCCUGAGCAGCUGGGCAGUCGUGCCCCUAGCAGACAGAGUAUAACCGCUCCGAUCAGUCGCCCUCCGUCUAGCCAGAUGAGUCGACCCGUGAGCAGGUUAAGCGUCGUCGUCGAUUCAAAUUCGAGGCUAAGCUUGAGGACCAUGAUGGCGGAGAGCCGAGGACAAGAUGGAAGAAUGCUUCAUCCGGGCUGGAUGGAAAAAAAUUCAUCCUCAAGGAUAAGCGCAAUUAGGCAAAGGCAGCAAAGAACACUCUCUGAGAAUCUAGAAGACGACUUGAAAGGCCUGCCUUCCGAUGUCAACCUUUCCGACAGCGUUCUUGUUGAAGAGGUCUCCACAGGCUCAGCCACUAUGCCACCGGUUCCAGGCUUAUCUUCUCUCAUCAAACUCUAUUUCCCAACACUUCCAGCUAAGCCACUUCUCCUGCUUGGCUGUAUAGGUUCUAUCGGUCACGGAGCGACAACUCCCAUCUGGUCAUUCUUCCUUUCCAAGCUGAUGACUAUCGUUGGAGCAGGUGGUGCUGAUACCACCUCUCUCACCAAAUACGGUCUCAUAGUCCUCGGCUUGUGUGCCGCACAAGGGCUGUCGAACUGUGUUCAGGAAUAUGCCCUUGUUGGACUCUCUGCUAGAUGGACCCAUAUGGUACGCGGGGUCGCCAUGCAUAAGCUCAUCACGCAAGACAAGGCAUUCUUUGAUCUUUCAUCCAACUCGCCCUCUCGACUGGUCCAGAUCCUCAUCAAAGAUGCCGACGACGCGAGAACCAUUAUGAGUCAAGUAAUCGGUAGGGCGGUGACUGUGGUGACCAUGAUCGGUUUGGGUUUGAUUUGGGCAAUGGCUGUGGAAUGGAGGUUGACUCUGAUAGGCUUGGCCUUGGGUCCAAUUUUCGGCGGAUUCAUGGCGGUUAACUCAUGGUUCAUUGGUAACGUCGAGCUGGCUUGCAAAGUUGCAAGAGAGGAGGUGGGAAGAGUGUUCUAUGAAAGUGUAGCCAACGUCAGGGGGAUCCGAGCGAUGGCGCUCGACAGUGCUUUUGAAAAAAGGUUCGAGGAGGAUGCUAGUAAUGCUAGGAAGACCGGUACACGUUCGGCAUGGGCUAUGGCCAUGGGUGGAGCGAUUGCAGGAGGAUUGCCUUUGUUUGCUCAAGCUCUCAUGAACUUUGCCGGUUCAGCUUUUAUGCUCCAAGGGCGCAUGAACUACGAGCAGAUGUUACAAGUAUAUAACCUUGUACUGUUCAGCCUAACUUUUGGCAGUGGUAUGCUUGAUUUUAUCCCUACCAUGGCCAAAGCUCGAGCAGCUGCUCGGGACUUUAACCGCAUAUAUCAGCUAUGCGAAUCCACCACCGAAUCAAUCGGUUCACUUCGCUUUCCCAUCAAUGGUCACGUCGAGUUCUCUCAUGUCAAUUUCUCAUACCCCUCGAGGCCUGAUGUUCCCAUUCUUAAAGACGUGUCAUUUACGUUCAAACCCGGAGAGUGCGUUGCAGUCGUCGGUCCUUCCGGCUCCGGUAAAUCGACUAUCGCAGCUCUUCUGCAAAGGCUAUAUGUGCCAGAUGGUGGCGACAUUCGCUUGGGCGAUCGUAGCCUGAGGGAAGCGGAUGUUGUAUGGCUACGGAAUCAUGUUGCUGUUGUAUCGCAGUCGGCCAAUCUCUUUGAUGCCACCAUCGCCGAAAACAUUGCCUAUGGAUCACCCAAUUUGCCCCUUUCCGAGAUCUACAGAGCUGCCGAAGCUGCCAAUAUCCACGACUUCAUUCAGAGUCUACCGCAGGGCUAUGAAACGAAUCUCGGAGAAAACGCCAGUUUGAUCUCCGGCGGGCAAGCUCAAAGGCUGCAAAUUGCGAGGGCGUUAUGUAGAACAAGCAGGGUCCUCAUCUUAGACGAAUGUACCAGCGCAUUGGAUCCCGACAACGCUAGGGCUGUAUUGGACACGAUUGUCAAGAUCAAACAGGACCGUACAACAAUCUUCAUCACCCAUUCAGUCGAGGCCAUGAAACGCUGCGAUAGAAUCAUUUGCCUCGGAGAAGGUAGAGUACAGGAGGAAGGGUCAUUUGAAGAACUCGUUAGGAAGGGAGGGGUAUUUGCUCAGCUGAUGAAGACGGGAGAAUGGGAGUAAAUUAUACAGGUUGCUCUUGCGUUAAUGUUGUACAGCGAUAUGAAAAUCUCCUAGAUGUAACUGGC
This is a messenger RNA of Cryptococcus deneoformans JEC21, 4899 nucleotides long. Its product is annotated as multidrug resistance protein 1, putative. The coding region runs from base 77 to 4834 and encodes 1585 amino acids. The transcript is spliced from 7 exons. The record is from RefSeq and is a predicted model, not a curated record. Gene Ontology annotation, biological process: transmembrane transport. Gene Ontology annotation, molecular function: ATP hydrolysis activity; ABC-type transporter activity; ATP binding. NCBI's taxonomy places the organism in Eukaryota, Fungi, Basidiomycota, Tremellomycetes, Tremellales, Cryptococcaceae. Gene Ontology annotation, cellular component: membrane.